This is a messenger RNA of Protobothrops mucrosquamatus (brown spotted pit viper), 612 nucleotides long. RefSeq names its product RAS like family 10 member B (gene RASL10B). NCBI's taxonomy places the organism in Eukaryota, Metazoa, Chordata, Lepidosauria, Squamata, Viperidae. The transcript is spliced from 3 exons. Gene Ontology annotation, molecular function: GTP binding; GTPase activity. The record is from RefSeq and is a predicted model, not a curated record. Bases 1 to 612 code for a protein of 203 amino acids.
AUGGUGACAACUUUCAAGAUUGCCGUGCUGGGUGCUCAAGGGGUCGGGAAGAGUGCCAUUGUCCACCAGUUCCUGUACAACGAGUUCAGCGAGGUCUGUGUCCCCACCAAGGCCCGCCGUGUCUACCUACCUGCCGUGGUCAUGAAUGGCCAUGUUCACGACCUACAGAUCAUGGACUUCCCGCCCAUCGGCUCUUUCCCUGUAAAUACCCUGCAGGAGUGGGCGGACGUGUGCUGCCGAGGCCUCCGGAGUGUUCAUGCCUACAUCUUGGUCUAUGACAUCUGUUGUUUUGACAGCUUUGAGUAUGUCAAAACUAUUAGGCAGCAGAUCCUAGAAACAAGAGUCAUUGGAACCUCAGAUACUCCCAUCAUCAUUGUUGGAAACAAGCGGGACCUCCAGAAAGGCCGGGUCAUCCCCCGCUGGAAUGUCUCCAACCUGGUGAAGAAGACAUGGAAGUGUGGUUACAUUGAGUGCUCAGCCAAAUACAACUGGCAUAUCCUCUUGCUCUUCAGUGAACUUCUGAAGAGUGUGGGCUGCGCACGAUGUAAGCACGUUCACACUGCCAUCCGCUUCCAGGGGGCCCUGCGGAGGAACCGAUGCACCAUUAUGUGA